AAAAAAAAGAAACCAUAUCCCUUGAUCCGCCGCACAAGCUCCCGAGCUCGCGGGCAUGGCGGAGGCGGAAAGCAAUGGCUUCGAGUUCCUGUCGGAUCCCGUGGACAGAUUUCCGCCGAUGGAUCUAUCGCAUGACAACUCCCUGGAUUAUGAUGAAGGCGCUGAAGUUCUUAUCCGUGCCCGGUCAGAUUCCAGCAUGGGCGACGCUGGGGAUGCAGCGCUCACAGUGGAUGCCGAUCUGAACAGUACUCGCGAAGCCGUCGCCCUAACGGUGGCCCCUUCAGAGACAUCAACAGGUUGGGACGAUCCUCAGGCGCCUGGGUGGACAAGAAGCAGACCGCUGCCGCCGGAGAUUAUGAGGGGAUUAUUGGUUUGCGUGCUUGCUUCCGAACAUCUGACAACCGUUGUUCCAUCUACUGGAUUCAACCCAAACACCAUAUGUGACUGAUUCUCCUCUACAUUGCAAAUCUAUCUUGAUGAGGACUCUGCAGCCGUUCGUUUGCAAAACGAGAAAAGAACACUUGUAAAAAAACAGUUGGACGGCGAAGCAAGUCAAACUUUGGUAUGCACGGCAGCUGAAUCCAGCAUUAGUGAUGUGGGUGAUGCAGCGGUGACAGUACAAGUAGAUGUCAACAGCACUUCCAAUGGGGUGGCCCUGUCACUGCCGAACUCAGAACAUUGGACAGGCAAAGAAGAUCCUCAAGCACCUGGCUGGACCAAGAGAGUAUGUGUCAGUCAUGCACCUGUUGAACGUCCACCGUGUGCUGGCAGAAUCAUUGCCCUAGAAAAAACAUUGAGAAGAUAUGCAGAGAAGAAGACGGACACAGUCGUAGUUCCAGCAAUAGGUAGCAAUUUUGAUUCACUUGGAGAAGCAAUUGAUUACUACAAUCUCUAUUCCUGGGAGACUGGAUUUGAAAUAAGGUAUGGCAAGAGCAGGCUUAAUGUGGAAUGGAAAGAACAAAAUGCAUGUAGGAGAUAGUUUAUGGCUGCUCUGU
This is a messenger RNA of Triticum dicoccoides, 995 nucleotides long. RefSeq lists its product as uncharacterized. Bases 56 to 448 code for a protein of 130 amino acids. The transcript has 4 exons. NCBI's taxonomy places the organism in Eukaryota, Viridiplantae, Streptophyta, Magnoliopsida, Poales, Poaceae. The record is from RefSeq and is a predicted model, not a curated record.